Messenger RNA from Miscanthus lutarioriparius, 3444 nucleotides. NCBI's taxonomy places the organism in Eukaryota, Viridiplantae, Streptophyta, Magnoliopsida, Poales, Poaceae. The record is from the annotation of a GenBank genome assembly.
AUGGAGUCGAUCAUAGCGCGGGCGCUGGAGUACACGCUCAAGUACUGGCUCAAGUCCUUCUCCCGCGACCAGUUCAAGCUCCAGGGCCGCACCGCGCAGCUCUCCAACCUCGAUAUCAAUGGCGAUGCGCUGCACGCAAGCCUGGGGCUGCCUCCCGCGCUCGCCGUCGACACAGCGCGUGUCGGGAAGCUCCAGAUCACGUUACCAUCUGUAUCAAAUGUGCAAGUAGAGCCAAUUGAGGUGAACAUUGACAAGCUUGAUCUCGUGCUUGUAGAGAAGGACGAUUCUGAAAAUCUUUCUAGCCCUAGCAGCACUGCAUCAUCUCCAUCAUCAGCAACUAAGAGCAGCGGAUAUGGUUACGCUGAUAAGGUAGUAAACUUGAAAGAAGCAAGAGAUUUCUCCAACAACAAAGGGUUCAUUUAUGUUUUCAAGAAACUGGAGUGGCAAUCACUGUCAGUUGAUCUGUUGCCUCACCCUGACAUGUUCACCGAUGCAAGAUUUAACUCUUCUAGUAGUCAAGAUAACAAAAGAGACGAUGAUGGUGCAAAACGAAUGUUCUUUGGCGGUGAAAGAUUUUUGGAAGGAAUAUCUGGAGAGGCUAAUAUCACGGUUCAACGGACAGAACAAAAUAAUCCAGUUGGGCUUGAGGUUCAGCUGCAUAUUACUGAAGCUGUCUGUCCUGCCUUAAGUGAACCUGGCUUACGGGCCUUUCUUCGAUUCAUGACUGGGGUAUCUGUGUGCCUAAACAGGGGAGAUGUAGAUCCAAAAGCUCAGCAGCUUGCAGAAGCAGCAGGAUCUUCCUUGGUGUCCAUUAUCAUAGAUCACAUAUUCCUCUGCAUUAAAGAUACUGAGUUUCAACUUGAACUUCUCAUGCAGUCUUUGUUCUUCUCACGGGCGAGCGUUUCAGACGGCGAAUGCUCAAAGAACUUGUCUUGCAUAAAGGUCGGCGGGCUGUUUCUGAGAGACACCUUUUCUCGUCCUCCAUGCACAUUGAUACAGCCAUCUAUGCAAGCAGUUUCACAAGAACCUCCACCUGUGCCUGACUUUGGUCAAAAAUUUUGCCCUCCUAUCUAUCCAUUUGGCAAUCAACUAUUAGAAUUCGCUGCUGGAGUUCCUUUGUUUUCCCUCUAUUGUCUUCAGACCACUCCUUCUCCAUCACCUCCGAAGUUUGCUUCAAAAACAGUCAUCACAUGCCAACCUCUUACGGUAACCCUCCAGGAGCAGUCGUGCUUAAGAAUUGCCUCAUUCUUGGCUGAUGGAGUUGUACCCAAUCGUGGUGCCAUAUUGCCUGAGUCUUCAAUCAACAGCCUGACAUUUUCACUUAAAGAGUUUGAUCUCUCUGUUCCAUUAGAUGCUGAGGAAAUCACAAGGUGCAGUGGAACCAAGAAUACUAGCCCUCAAUCAUCAUUUUCGGGUGCACGACUUCAUGUGGAAGACGUAUACUUCUGCCAGUCACCAUCAGCUAAGUGCUCAUUGCUAAACCUUGACAGAGAUCCAGCUUGCUUCCUUCUGUGGGAGUACCAACCUGUUGAUGCGAGUCAGAUGAAGUGGGCUACUCGGGCUUCUCACCUAAGCCUCUCACUUGAAACUUCUAGCACUUCAAACGGACAGAGGGCAGUUAGGGACUCAAAUUUGUGGAAAUGUAUUGAACUAGAUGAUAUCAGAUUUGAGGCAGCUAUGGUUACAGCAGAUGGCAGCCCUUUGUUGGAUGUACCGCCUCCAGAGGGUGUUGUCAGAAUUGGUGUUGCUUUCCAACAGUUUACAGCGAUCUCAAAGGUCAGCAAAGGUAACAGGUCUGAGUCAGUCAAGUCAUCUGCUGACAAGCCAGAGAAUAAAUUGCCAAGUGAUACAGCUGUGAGUUUAACUAUGAAUAACCUCCAGCUCAAUUUCUUGGAAUCUUUGUCAGCAAGUGAUCUACAUAUGCCCUUGGUUCAGUUCGGUGGAGCGGAUCUGUUCCUGAAAGUUUCUCACCGCACUCUAGGUGGUGCCUUUGCAGUCACGACUAACUUGAUGUGGAGAACUGUCUCAGUGAACUGUUUAGAAGGAGAAAGUGCUGUGAUUUGUGAGAAUGGCACUGUAGUGACUGGUGAACACAGCAUUCUGGUGCAUGAAAAUGAGCACCCCAAGAUGAGAGCAGUCUUUUGGGUUGAUCAUAGGAGCAAACACCAGGCUAAAGAAGCUCAGUUCCUUGAUAUAAACAUCACUCAUGUAAUGCCUUAUGAUAUCCAGGAUAUGGAGUGCCAUAGCUUGAAUGUAUCGGCUAAGGUAUCUGGUGUUCGUCUUGGAGGGGAAGGACUCUUGAGGAGUUUGAAGGAUUUAUCUUCAGGUCCGCUUGCGAAGCUGUUUAAAUCCUCUCACCUCACUGAAAAAGAAGAUGAAAGGUCCAAAGUUGAUGAUCACAAUUCAAAGUUUGAUCUCGGGGUGCCAGAUGAUCUUGAUGUAUCAAUUGAGCUUAGAAAUUGGCUAUUUGCACUCGAAGGAACUGAAGAAGUAGGAGAUUGUUUUUCUCCUCGUGGAGGUGAUCGUAUCAGCAGAGAAGAAAAAUGCUGGCAUUCAACCUUCAGAAAUAUACAUGUCUCUGGCAAGAGCAGUGACCGACUUAAGUUGGGAGGCGGAGGAAAGGUGUCGCCCAAAAAGGCUUUUCCAGUGGAACGCUUUACGGCUGGAAUUGAAGGUUUACAGGCAAUAAAACCUCGCCUGAGAGAUCAGCUCACUCGAAAAGGAUCAUCAAACAAUCAUCAAAUAGCCAGUGAAUUUAAUAGUUCAAGUUCUGUUGGUGACCAAGGAGUUGAUGUUGAAGCUACCAUGGUCAUCGGCGAAGACGAGAUUGAGGGUGCCAAAUGGACAAUGGAUAAUGUCAAGUUUUCUGUCAAAGAACCGAUCGAGGCAGUUGCAACAAAAGAAGAACUAGAGCACCUUGCGAUGCUUUGCAGAUCCGAAGCUGAUGCAAUGGGGAGGAUCACUGCUGGAAUUCUUCGUCUCCUUAAACUUGACAAAUCUCUUGGGCAAGGAACUAUAGAACAACUACGUAACCUAGGAAGCGGAGGCAUGGACAAUAUCUUUUCACCCAGGAGGCUCAGCAGGCAGAACAGUUUUGGUAGCAUAGGCACUCCUCGGACUCCAACUAUGCACGCCAUUGCGGACGUCAUGGGUUCUGAAAACCACACUGGAAGCAACCAUUUCCUCAUUGCAAGGCGAGAUUUCGAAUCCAAGGCCAAAUGUGUGGCACUGAUUUCCCAGGCAAGCAGCACUGAGGAUCAAAACCGCGCCGAGGACAUCAGGCAGCUUAGCUUAAAAGCUCGAGAGCAUGCAAUCGUUGGUGACACGAUUGAGAACUUUGAUCAAUUGAUCCGAGUUGUACAUGGGUUUUUGUGUACAGUACACAAGGUCGUCGUUCUGUCCAAACUUGGAAGUGGCAAAUGCUGCUUCCUGGUGGCUGAUUGA